CGUGGCUUGCGCCAUGUGUCACUUCCAUAAUUGUCUGCGGAUGGUGUUUUCUCGUGCCAGCCAUACAUCACACAUAAUACGUGUCCCGGAGAUAAAAUUAGGCGCAAGGUGUGCACGACUGGAUGCACCGCGCUUUCAGUCCACAUCCAGACGCAGCAGAGGACGCGCCUCAGCAAAGAUGGAAGAGUUACCUCCAGAACAAAUCGCAGUGCUGAAGAAGGCCUUCGACGUGUUCGACCACCAGAAGACGGGCUCCAUCGGCACGGACAUGGUGCGCACCAUCCUGGAGAUGUUGGGGCUGCGCCUCAACGAGAAGCAGCUGCAGGAGAUCAUCGAGGAGGUGGACGCUGACGGCUCUGGGCAGCUGGAGUUCGACGAGUUCGUGCAGCUGGCGGCCAGGUUCCUGGUGGAGGAGGACGCGGAGGCGAUGCAGCAAGAGCUCCGGGAGGCGUUCAGGCUCUACGACAAGGAGGGCAACGGGUACAUAACGACGCAGACCCUGCGGGAGAUCCUGCGGGAGCUGGACGACAAGAUCACCGAGGAGGAGCUCGACAUGAUGAUCGAGGAGAUCGACUCGGACGGCUCCGGGACCGUCGACUUCGACGAGUUCAUGGAGGUAAUGACGGGUGGCGAUGACUAGAGAAGGCGGUCUCCUCGAACACAGGAUCUUCGAUGCUGGCUCUUCCCCAGAAGACAACAUCAACCACUGCAAGUCCUCUGUUGGCCUGUCUGUGUACAUCAACAAAAAAAUCGUUAAUAAAUGUUCACAGGAACAAGCA
Messenger RNA from Schistocerca nitens (vagrant locust), 779 nucleotides. RefSeq names its product troponin C, isoallergen Bla g 6.0101-like. The coding region runs from base 14 to 640 and encodes 208 amino acids. The record is from RefSeq and is a predicted model, not a curated record. The transcript is spliced from 6 exons. NCBI's taxonomy places the organism in Eukaryota, Metazoa, Arthropoda, Insecta, Orthoptera, Acrididae. Gene Ontology annotation, molecular function: calcium ion binding; enzyme regulator activity.